Messenger RNA from Stylophora pistillata, 2901 nucleotides. RefSeq lists its product as uncharacterized. NCBI's taxonomy places the organism in Eukaryota, Metazoa, Cnidaria, Anthozoa, Scleractinia, Pocilloporidae. Gene Ontology annotation, biological process: chemical synaptic transmission; mitochondrion organization; cilium assembly. Gene Ontology annotation, cellular component: centriole; ciliary transition fiber. The record is from RefSeq and is a predicted model, not a curated record.
ACAGCAAAAGUUGGAAAAUCUCGUUGAGCAACAGCAACGUCUAUAUCAAGAACAGUUGGAACAGCAGAAAAUUCAACAGCAACAACAGCAGGAGGUUGUAAGACAACAAUGGAAACUACAGGAACAGCUUAGGGCAUUAGAGAAAAUGCAACUAGAGUUUAAUGAGAAUGCUGAUCUGUCACCACGUGGACCAGCUGUAAGUGAAUCAGACGUGCAACUCCAGCGAGAGCUUGUGCGGCAGCAACAAGAAUUUCUUCAAAAGCAGAAGGAACAGUUGCAGCAUUCUCAGAAUCAGCAAGCUCGAGCUCUUGAGCAACAGAAGAAGUUGUGUGAACAGAUUGGGCAGUUAGAGGAACAGCAAAGACAGCUCCAAUCCAGCGUCAGCCUUCUCAGUCCAGCCGGUGAAGAUCUGGCUGAGAUCAAACAACAAGAACAGCAGAUUGUCAAUCUCUUGAAUGAACAACGGCGUCAAGAGAGCGAGUUGGAGAGACUGCAUCAAUUACAGCAGCGAAGACUUGAAGAACAGAGUAACAGCUUUACACAAGAGAGGAAGGCUCUAGAACAAAACCAAGAAAUGCUUCAAGGAAAAAUUAAAGAACAGGAAACAAGGAGGAGGCAACUGGAGGAAGAGCUCGAAGAAAUGCGGCGAAAACAUGCGGAGUCUGAAGAGCAGUGGAGGAAAAGACUGAGUGCUGUGAGUGUUGAAUCGUCGGAUGGUAAAAGAAGGGAACGAUUGAACAGUGUAGAUGGACAUGGUGACGGUGAAAAGAGACCGGACAAAAGAAACGAGCAGGGUAAUAUUGCAAGUUCGUACCGCGAUAAAAAAGGGAGAACAAGACACCGAGCUUCGGGCGGUUCUCCUCAAUUUGACGAUGUCAGGCAUGCGCUUCAGAGUGCAAGUCAAAGCUCGAAUUUGUCGUAUCGUGAUGAAAUAGAGGGAAAACGUAAGAGAAAUGAGCAACGAAGUGCGGCGGACAGCUCACGCCACGUUGAUGCAGAAGGAAGAUGGAGAGACGAAGACGCCGACAGCCCAACCCACGGCGAGAGAUCUGGGAGGAAAGUGCACGAAAAGGGUAAAAGAAAAUCAAGGAAAACCAGAAUGAGAAGUGCUGAAUCUGAACCAGUGAUAACCAAGACUGACGCAGAAGUAACCAGAGUCCAAGUCGUGAGGGAUGACGAGGUUUACCGCUUGUCCAAAGGACGAAUUGAACUGCUAGAGUCAGAGAAGUCGGCUAUGAUGGAGCUGAACACGUCUUUGCAAGAAGAAAACAAGGCUUUAAAGCAACUGUCACUCUCUCUCCAAAAGGGAACAGGUGUCUCAUCUGUUGUUUUGCAAAAGCAAAUCAAGGACUUGCAUCAAGAACAGAAAGUUUUACGUGAUACAGUUCAUCGGCUCAACGUGGAACUCAGCAGGUACCAAGCGAAAUAUCGGCCUGUGUCGUUUGAGGAGGUAGAAGGCGUGGCAUUGCCGUACAAGAAGGAGGUAGCUCCCUGGCUGGUAAACACCAAGUUCUUGGCGCCGCUUUUCUUGGCGUACGACGAUCGAUUAAGAGAAAAAGAACAACUGAUCAGAACUUACGAUGAAGAGUUGAGCUCUUUUAAGGCUCGAGUCAUGGAAGUUGUCAAGGAAAAUCAGCAGCUUCACAUGAGCAUUAGCAAAGCCAGUCCUGAUGCAUUGGGACCGGAUGAGUGGCAACAAUUGCAGGAACAGGCAAAGCUAGUUGUGGAGGAAAACGCUCUGUUGAUGGAACAACAGGAAAUACAAGACAAAAAGAUGAAGGAAAUGCAGCGAAUCCACGGACAGGAAGUUUCCAAGUUGUCCAAACGGAUUUCAAGUCAAGAGUCAACCCAGCGGCUCCUUGAAACGGAGCUAGAUGACAUGCGUCGUAUCCACAGCAACCUAGUGCGUCAACACGAGGCUAUGGUGGCCGAUCAGGAAAACAAGAUGUUGAUUCAAGAACACCUCAGGAUAAUGGAUGAAUGCAAGAGUGUACUUGAAGACUUGAAAGCGAAAACAAAAUCAGAGACAGAGGAAUACAAUUCGAAGUUGCAGGCAGUCCAGAAAGAAAAGAGUAACUUAGCUAUAAAAUUUGCAGAUGCCGAAGCUAAGAGCGCUCAACUUGAGCGAGAACUUGAUGCUUACUAAAAGAAAUCAGAGCGCAAGUUUCUGUUUCUUCAAAGAAAGUUAGAGCACAUUCAGGAACGAGAGCUGACAGCCCAGGAGACUCUCUCACAAGUGCUAACCAUUGCGGAGAAAACGGCCGCGGAGAGGGACAACUACGUACAAUUUGCCAAGACACAGAAAGUGGAACAGCAGAAAGCUGCUUCUAAAAUUCUCGCUGGAACUCAGAAUAUCAAAGGACUCGAGGAAAAACUCCAGGAGUGCAGGAAAAAGGCCACGGAUAAAGUCGCCAUAGUUACGGGAAGGCUGCGAGAGAAAGAAAACGAAAUCAACAAACUCAAAGAGCAGUACGAGGGGGAAAUUAACAAUCUUCGCGCAAUGGUCAGACAAAAACAACGCCAGUUGGAAUUAAUGAUCGGAGAUAACAGAAACGUUGACAAAGAACUAGACUUAGUUUGGAAGACGGCAGCCGCUGACAACAGGCGAAUGAAGGACACAGUUCGUCAGAAAGGUGGUAUGUUUGACUCGGACUCAGACCCCAAUGCACAUCUAUCUUCGGAAGAAGGGGAGGCUGCAUAGUCGAACAAAGAGAUGGUGGAGGACAUUGUUCGAGGAUAAAGCGUUUGUUUAUGGAAUCGAAUAGGCACGCGCUAUAGGACUGAAUGACUUUUUUGCGUGAAACACAAAGUGCACAAACAAAAUUUAAUUUAAACUAUCGGACGCUUAUUUAAACCAAUUACAAAUUUACAAUAAAAAGGUAUAUAGGUGUAUUAUCUUCA